CGCCGCAAGCAAUGGUUCACAGGGCCGGGCUCUGGGCGAGCGGCCCCGGGCGGAGGCGCGGAGCUAGGGAGGGACCCCACGGGGUCGCCGGGCUUGCUGCAAGCAGCCGAGUAUAGUCGUAAGGGACGCGGGGCGCGCGUGGACCGGGAUGAGCAUGAGGACUCUCCGCAGGUUGAAGUUCAUGAGUUCGCCCAGCCUCAGUGACCUGGGCAAGAGGGAGCCGGGCGCAGACGAGCGGGGCACGCAGCAGCGCCGGGCCUGCGCCAACGCCACCUGGAACAGCAUCCAUAACGGAGUGAUAGCUGUCUUCCAGCGCAAGGGGCUGCCUGACCAGGAGCUCUUCAUCCUCAACGAGGGUGUCCGGCAGUUGCUGAAGACAGAGCUGGGAUCCUUCUUCACUGAGUACUUGCAGAACCAGCUGCUCACAAAGGGCAUGGUGAUCCUUCGUGACAAGAUACGCUUCUACGAGGGACAGAAGCUGCUAGAUUCACUGGCGGAGACCUGGGAUUUCUUCUUUAGUGACGUGCUGCCCACGCUGCAGGCCAUCUUCUACCCUGUGCAGGGCAAGGAGCCUUCAGUCCGCCAGCUUGCCCUGCUGCAUUUCCGGAACACCAUCACCCUCAGUGUGAAGUUGGAGGACGCGCUGGCCCGCUCUCAUGCUCGCGUGCCCCCUGCCAUCGCACAGAUGCUGCUGGUACUGCAGGGAGUACACGAGUCCAGGGGUGUGACUGAAGACUACCUACGCCUUGAGACACUGAUCCAGAAGGUGGUGUCACCGUACCUGGGCACCUAUGGCCUCUACUCCAGCGAAGGGCCCUGUACCCAUUCCUGCAUCCUUGAGAAACGGCUCCUGCGCCGCUCCCGCUCUGGAGACGUCCUAGCCAAGAACCCGGUGGUGCGCUCCAAAAGCUACAAUACACCCCUGCUCAAUCCCGUGGCUGAGCAUGAAGCAGAAGGCACAGCAGCUGGUGGCACAAGCAUCCGUAGGCACUCGGUCUCUGAGAUGACAUCUUGUCCUGAGCCCCAGGGCUUUGUGGACACACCUGGCCAGGGCCCUUCAGGGACCUUCAGGUCCUCUCCAACACCCCACUCAGGGCCUUGCCCCAGCAGACUGUUCCCCCCUGCCCAUUCCCCAGAGCAGGGCCCAGCCCACGGCUCUCCACCCACCUCCAGCCCUGAGACACUGGUGGACCAGAUCCUGGAGUCCGUGGACUCAGACUCUGAAGGAAUAUUCAUUGACUUUGGGCGGGGUAGUCGCUCCAGUGUGUCUGACUUUGAUGCAACCGGAAGCCGGCCAAGUAUUGUGUGAUGGCCUGAGGUUCGUUCAUGUUUUUACUGGCCCCUGUUUGUUUGUGUGUGCGUGGAUGUGUGUGUGAGAGACUUGUUCACCAGCCCCCUUGUCACUGACUUGGUCACUGUAUAUUCCCAGUCUGCGUACCCCAGGUCUGAUUGAAUGUCCCGUUGGUACCACCCAGAUGACCCUCAAAGAUGGGGUCACCGUGUGUCCUCCUGUCUGCCCCGCCCUUGGUGCCCACACCUACCCAGGAAAAUGUGAAGCCAGUAGGUUCUGCCUAUGCCAGCCCAGCUUGGCCCCCAUAGAGAUGGGACUCAAGCCACAGCCAGACCUGCCUCCCUCUGCCCUGGGUGGCCACCAAACAGGAAGGCAUGAAAUAAAGUUACAGUUCUGGGUU
Phodopus roborovskii (desert hamster) is the source of this 1691-nucleotide messenger RNA. It is a transcript of the gene Prr5, whose product is annotated as proline rich 5. Gene Ontology annotation, cellular component: TORC2 complex. Gene Ontology annotation, biological process: TORC2 signaling. The transcript has 8 exons. The coding region runs from base 149 to 1309 and encodes 386 amino acids. Lineage: Eukaryota; Metazoa; Chordata; Mammalia; Rodentia; Cricetidae. The record is from RefSeq and is a predicted model, not a curated record.